AUGGCGACGCGAAACAUUAGUACCAACACAAAUGCGCAGAGCAGCGCCGCACCGCGCCCGUCGAUGGCUUCCUCGGGCAGCGCCGUGAAGGCGAGGCAGUUGACCCAGCUUCACUCGCAGUUGGCGCAGCUCUCUGCUAACCUCGCCGAUACCGAAAACCUCCUGCGCAUGACUAGCGUGCAGGCUGAGUGCAUGCGCGGCCUGGGGAGCUGGCAUGGCGGUUUGUUUAUGGCUGCCAGUAAAGUCCUCGGAGAAGAGUCGGUACAGCAGGGGAGCCAGAAGUGA
Lasiosphaeria miniovina is the source of this 285-nucleotide messenger RNA. RefSeq names its product DASH complex subunit Hsk3 like-domain-containing protein. The coding region runs from base 1 to 285 and encodes 94 amino acids. Gene Ontology annotation, molecular function: microtubule plus-end binding. Lineage: Eukaryota; Fungi; Ascomycota; Sordariomycetes; Sordariales; Lasiosphaeriaceae. The record is from RefSeq and is a predicted model, not a curated record. The transcript has 3 exons. Gene Ontology annotation, biological process: attachment of spindle microtubules to kinetochore. Gene Ontology annotation, cellular component: DASH complex.